Messenger RNA from Toxorhynchites rutilus septentrionalis, 2196 nucleotides. Its product is annotated as glycerol kinase. NCBI's taxonomy places the organism in Eukaryota, Metazoa, Arthropoda, Insecta, Diptera, Culicidae. Gene Ontology annotation, biological process: triglyceride metabolic process; glycerol metabolic process; glycerol-3-phosphate biosynthetic process. Gene Ontology annotation, cellular component: mitochondrion. The transcript is spliced from 5 exons. The record is from RefSeq and is a predicted model, not a curated record. The coding region runs from base 195 to 1967 and encodes 590 amino acids. Gene Ontology annotation, molecular function: glycerol kinase activity.
AACAUAAACACUGUAUCAUCUGUAUUGUAUUUGCGCAAAACGCGAUGCUGUGAAGUCAUCCAGUUGGCCUUGGCUCAUCAAAUUUGUUCUUCAAGCCAAAAUCAAUCGCAUCACUGUCGCUAGCAUUGGAACUUAGGAUGCCGUCUGUCCGGUAUCCGACGGAAUUGGCGAAAAAACGUAGUGAGUAGAAAAAAAUGAACGGGACCUUCCACAGCAAAUUUGGCUCCCUGGUCGGAGUGCUGUACGUGGGCCAUUCCAACUGCAGGUUUCUGGUUUAUGCAGCGAAAAACGCCGAAGUGCUCACUUGCCAUGAGGAGCGCUUGGAGGUCAACUCUCCGCACUCCGGUUGGGUCGAGUUCGAUCCUAUGCAGAUAUGGCAAGCAGCCAGAGAAAGCUUGGAGCGAGCGGUACAGAAUCUUGUGCUGCUGGAUAUCGAUCCACGAGAUAUUCUGGCGAUUGGGAUUUGCAAUCAGCGCGAAACGAGCGUACUGUGGGACAAAGGAACUGGACUGCCGUUAUGUAACGCCAUAGGUUGGUGCGACACUAGGACUUCUGGUCUGGUGAAAGAACUGCUGGUGAGGGUGAGAGGUAAAAUAAAUUUCCUCAAGGAGGUUUGCGGAUUGCCGUUCGCCAAUUGCUUCAGCGCUGUGAAAAUUCGCUGGAUGUUGGACCACUUGGGGGAAGAGGUGGUUUCAGGGAAAGAGCUCUCGUUUGGCACUCUGGAUAGUUGGAUUAUGUGGAAUCUGACGGGCGGUAUCAAUGGAGGAAUCCACAUGACUGAUGUAACGAACGCGUCGAGGACAAUGUUAAUGAAUCUUAGGACUCAACAGUGGGAUUCUAGAUUGUGCCAUUUCUUUAAAAUUCCUCAGAAUAUUUUACCACAAAUCAGAAGCUGCUCUGAGGUGUAUGGAUAUGUAAUUGAAGGACCUCUCAGCGGAAUCCCAAUAGCUGGUUGUAUAGGUGACCAACAAGCUGCUCUUCUCGGUCAAAUAUGUCUUUCUGCCGGUCAACUGUCAUGUAAUUUAGAUGAGGGAUGUUUCGUUUUAUUCAACACUGCUCAGGAGAUAAUCGAUUCUGAUAAUGGUCUUCUUUCCACAAUUGCCUUCAAACUAGGGCCCAAGGCGGAAACUUUCUAUGCACUUGAAGGUGCUAUUCCCCACGCGGGAAGCUCAAUUGGUUGGAUGCAUGAAAAUCUACAGCUACCGAACGACUCGAAUCACAAUGGCUCUCUUACGCAAAGUUUCCGUGAGGAGCCGACCUUAUUUUCGUCGGUUUGUUCUAUGAACUCUUCCUUCGGAGGGUACCCGAGCGAAGCAAGAAAUUUCAAUCCAAAUUACGAAGUGAUCCUUGUGCCCGCCUUCAGUGGUUAUUAUACGCCAUAUUGGCGGUAUAAAGUACGAGGAGUUCUGUUUGGCCUCACCUUACAAACUUCUGCCCGGCAGAUUCUGUUUGCCGCAUAUGAAGCUGUUUGUUUCCAGGUGCGCGAAGUGUUGGAUUCCUUAGCGAAAGACUGCAAAACUUGGCCAGCUGUGACAAAGUUUGUUGCCGGUGGAGAUCUCAGCGAGAAGCCAUUCCUGAUGCAAAUGCUAGCCGACCUAAGUGGCGUGAGUAUCGAACGGCCCCAAAGUUCGACUCCGGCUUGUCUCGGGACGAUGCUAGCUGCUGGACUGGCGGCCGAUGUGCUUACACUGGAUGAGUUCCGGUCCAGUUGCAUUCCACCUAUAGACUACUAUUCCUCAACACACUAUUCUAGUCAACGAGAUAUGAAAUUCCGCAAAUGGAAGAUAGCCGUCGAUCGAUGUCUGAAUUUCGAAUCAGUUUCCGAGACGGAUCUUUCCAAGUUUCGACAGGAAGAGAUAGAUCCGGAAUAUUCGGUUCUCUGUUCUAUUCCAGGAGGAGUCUAUGUGAUCUCGUCUUUUGUCAUCAUUAUUUUAGCUCAAUUUCUGCAGCAGAAUCGGAGCGCUUAGAGGUGCUUCUGUUUAGUUUACGGGGAAAUUAUAGUCGUUAAAUUGCGGUAGAGUUUCCUAUAGUUAAUUGUAAGCAAUUAUCGGUAGAGGAUAUUUCUCAUUUACUCCUCUAGUCGCGUGCAAUUGCUUCCUUUUAUCUGAUUGUUGUGAAUGAACAAUAAAAAGAAUUUUGUUUUUGAAAGUACCAUCGCUUUGGAAGCUUCUUUGAAAUAAAUGUUAAUUGUUAACA